CAAACGAAUUCACCAACCACCAGUUUCGAGUACAGAGCAUUUUCAGUUUUGAAGAGCUGCAAUGGAGGCGGCGUCAUUUGCUUCUUCUCCACUUUCUUCCUCUUCGAAACUUUCCAAAAACUCUUUUUUAUCGUCAUCUUCUCUCAUUUUCUUCCCCACAAAUAUCUAUAAAAAUGAUUUCCAUAGAUCGAAGUUCAGGCCUCCAAGAAAUCUCUCUGUUCGUGCUUCUUCUACCUCCGAUUCUGUAGUGACUCUGCUUGACUAUGGAGCUGGAAAUGUCCGUAGUGUGAGAAAUGCCAUUCGCUAUCUAGGCUUUGAAAUUAAAGACGUGCAAACUCCAGCAGACAUUCUAAAUGCAAACCGUUUAAUAUUUCCUGGUGUAGGAGCAUUUGCACCCGCCAUGGAUGUCCUUAACAAAACUGGGAUGGGUGAAGCAUUAUGUACCUACAUUGACAAGGAUCGCCCAUUUUUAGGCAUUUGUCUUGGACUUCAACUACUUUUUGAGUAUAGUGAGGAGAAUGGUCCAGUGAAUGGUCUUGGCUUGAUUCCUGGUGCGGUUGCGCGUUUCGACUCAUCAAAUGGUUUCAGAGUUCCCCAUAUUGGCUGGAAUGCUUUGCAAGUUGCAAAAGAUUCUGAAAUUUUGGAUGAUAUUGGAAACCGCCAUGUGUAUUUUGUCCACUCAUACCGUGCCAUGCCAUCACAUGAAAAUGAAGAGUGGAUUUCCUCUACUUGCAACUACGGUGAUAAAUUUAUAGCAUCAAUUAGAAGAGGAAAUGUGCAUGCAGUUCAGUUCCAUCCGGAGAAGAGUGGAGAUGUUGGUCUUUCAGUACUUAGAAGAUUUUUGCUUCCAAAGUCGUCUUUGACAAAGAAGCCCACUGAAGGGAAGGCAUCAAAACUAGCAAAAAGGGUAAUUGCUUGUCUUGAUGUGAGAACAAAUGAUAAAGGUGAUCUUGUUGUAACCAAAGGGGACCAGUAUGAUGUAAGAGAACACACAAAAGAAAACGAGGUUAGAAAUCUUGGCAAGCCAGUCGAGCUUGCUAGACAAUAUUACAAAGAUGGGGCAGAUGAAGUUAGUUUUCUGAAUAUUACUGGUUUCAGGGACUUCCCUUUAGGUGACUUGCCAAUGUUGCAGGUUUUGAGGUACACUUCAGAAAAUGUUUUUGUACCAUUGACUGUUGGUGGUGGAAUUAGGGAUUUUAGAGAUGCAAAUGGCAGGUACUAUUCUAGUUUGGAAGUUGCCUCAGAAUAUUUUAGGUCAGGGGCAGAUAAAAUUUCUAUUGGAAGUGAUGCGGUCUAUGCUGCUGAAGAAUAUUUAAAAACUAAAGUAAAAACUGGAAAGAGCAGCAUAGAACAGAUAUCUAGAGUUUAUGGCAAUCAGGCAGUGGUUGUGAGUAUUGAUCCUCGCAGAGUGUACCUCAAGAAUCCUACUGAUGUGGAAUUCAAGGCUGUGAGGUUAACUAACCCAGGUCCAAAUGGAGAAGAAUAUGCCUGGUAUCAGUGUACGGUUAAUGGUGGACGAGAAGGUCGGCCAAUUGGAGCCCAUGAACUUGCAAAAGCUGUUGAAGAGCUGGGAGCUGGAGAAAUAUUACUGAACUGCAUUGAUUGUGAUGGUCAAGGGAAAGGAUUUGAUAUAGAUUUGAUAAAGUUGAUCUCUGAUGCUGUGAACAUCCCUGUGAUUGCAAGUAGUGGUGCAGGUGCUGUCGAACACUUCUCUGAAGUUUUCACCAAAACAAAUGCAUCUGCUGCUCUUGCUGCUGGCAUUUUCCAUAGAAAGGAGGUGCCCAUUCAGUCUGUAAAAGAGCACUUGUUAAAGGAACAAAUAGAAGUCAGAAUCUAAAUGGACUUCUGCUGCGGAAAUAUUACAUAUGGAUUCUCUAGAGUCAUUACUUAAGCACUGGAAUUAGCAAUCAUCUUUUUGCUAUACAGGAAAAAAUAUAUAUCCCCACAUUUAUUGAUUUGAAUACUUUUGUAGCUGUGUUUCAUUUUGACGUCAUUUUGUAUAAUGUUAUUUUAGAAUUCAAUGUUAUUAUUGAUCAAUUAGAACCAUCUGAAGCUUUCAAGUCAAUGAAUAUCAUCACCUGUGAUGCUUAUGUUA
This is a messenger RNA of Jatropha curcas, 2095 nucleotides long. RefSeq names its product HIS HF (gene AT-HF). Gene Ontology annotation, molecular function: glutaminase activity; imidazoleglycerol-phosphate synthase activity. Lineage: Eukaryota; Viridiplantae; Streptophyta; Magnoliopsida; Malpighiales; Euphorbiaceae. Gene Ontology annotation, biological process: L-histidine biosynthetic process. The record is from RefSeq and is a predicted model, not a curated record.